Molecule: messenger RNA, 282 nt
Organism: Vairimorpha ceranae
Lineage: Eukaryota; Fungi; Microsporidia; Nosematidae
Product: target snare coiled-coil region
Exons: 1
Coding region: 1-282 (93 amino acids)
Source: RefSeq, a predicted model, not a curated record
AUGCGUUCUUAUGAACAAGAAUCUGAUGAUGAAGGCACAAUUCUUAGAUCACGUGUACAAACAUUAAAACAUGUAGCACUAGAAAUUUCCGAUGUACUAAAAAAUCAAAAUAAGGAUUUAGAAAAUUUACAGCCCGGAUUUGAAAAUAAAUUGUUAAGCAUUUUUAAAAAUGUAAAACUAAUAAAAAGUGUUAAACCACAAUAUUUUAAAACAUGGCUGUAUUACAUAGGAGGAACAUUUGUUUUAUUUAUGCUUUUUUUAAUUUUGUUUGUUUUUACUUAA